GCUAAGCGGAAAGGCGUCGUGUGAGAGUGUGGAAGUUUCUGUCACUGCGAAGCUUUUGUUUGGUUUUCUUUACUGGCGACAUGGUUAGUUCAGCUUAUUAGACGACACUCGAUCGAGUACAACUAAACAAAGAUGGCUAAAGAGAAGCGGCACAGGAGAAGAGACUCUCCGGAGGUGAAAAUAAAACAGGAGAAGCUUAGCCCGCCUAGGCCACAAACAUCCCGCCGUUCCAGGUCCAGAUCCCCCGGCAGCUCCAGUCCACAGAGGAGAAGAACAAGCAGGUCUCCUGCUCGGACGAGGGACCGCUCACCGGGUAGAAGGGAGCCCUCUCCCCCAAGAAGAGGCAGCAGAUCCCCCAGAAACCGGAGGAGCCGCAGCCCUCACCGCGGAGGCGAUGUGAAGAUAAAGCGGGAACGGGAUGACCAUAGGGGGAGCGGUGAUGAGAGGAGACGAAGAAAUGAUCAACCAGAAGAGAGGCGGAGCAGAUGGGAGUCCGACAGGCCGCGGGAGAGAGAUCGUGGUGGAGACCGAAAUCGAGAGCGUAACGCGCUGGCAUCCCAGCAGGCGGAGCGACAGCAGCACGAUGAGCGGCGCAGGGAGAACCGUCAGCGUCGCGAAGAAAACCAGGAACAGGCUUUUGGACAGCCGGCAGAAGAGGGCAGUGACGCAAACGCUCCUCCAGCGGAGAAGGAGAAGCCCAACUUCGAACUUUCGGGGGCGCUCACAGAAGACACCAACACAUUCCGCGGAGUGGUGAUCAAGUACAACGAGCCACCCGAGGCUCGGAUCCCGAAGCGCAGAUGGCGACUGUACCCUUUCAAGAAUGACGAACCGCUCCCAGUCAUGUACAUCCACAGACAAAGUGCCUACUUGUUGGGACGUCAGCGGAAAAUUGCUGAUAUUCCCAUUGACCACCCAUCGUGCUCGAAACAACAUGCAGUGUUCCAGUACAGACUUGUGGAGUUCACACGGGCAGAUGGCACUACUGGCCGCAGAGUGAAGCCUUACAUCAUUGACCUUGCUUCUGGAAACGGCACUUACCUGAACAACCAGCGCAUCGACCCCCAGCGUUACUAUGAGCUCAAAGAGAAGGAUGUUCUGAAAUUCGGUUUCAGCAGCCGCGAGUACGUCCUCCUCCACGAGUUCUCAGACACCAGCGAGGUGGACGCCAAGCAGGGAGAAGAAGAUGAGGAAGACGAGGGCCUCGAUGAAUGAACCGUUCAAGCAUAUUGUUUGGCUAAAAUUAAUUCAGGUUAGUUAAAGGCAUCGUAGGUGUCAAGAUACAAAAAGGUCCUUCUGGGAGCAACAAAUUGAUCUGGUGUAAUCAGGAAUCAGGUUCACUAUUGGAACAAGGUUGGCUUUGGAGCAUAUACUGUGUAAUUACUGAACUAUUGCUUAAACUCGCCACAACUGUCUCAAAGAAGACUUCCUAUUCUCAGGUUGUUUGUGUAAUGUCGGUGUGAUGCAUGACUGUUCUCACACUGGACAGCGCUCACCAUAAAUUAGUGCUCAGUGCCAGAUCUUUCUCUUUUUUUUUCCAUUUUAUAUAGUAUAUAUAUAUAUUUUGGGUGUCUGCACUGAGUACUAACUCGUCGUCUGUUCUAUACGUGGAAGUGUACAUCACAUUAUUGGAACGUGAACUCAAGUUAUUGUCAUUAAGCUUUGCUUAUUGUCAGAGUAAACAUUACAAACACACUGCUUAAAGCCUUGUUUAGUGUGGGGAAAGACGCAGAUGCUUUCUUUGUGGUUCCCAGUGUGUAUUUAAAUUCUUCCCUUUUCGUUUUCAUCAGUUCAGAGGCAUUCAUAGUCAGUUUUCAUUUUUGUACUAUAUCAAUAAAGACUUAAGAUUUA
Salarias fasciatus (jewelled blenny) is the source of this 1851-nucleotide messenger RNA. It is a transcript of the gene snip1, whose product is annotated as Smad nuclear interacting protein. The record is from RefSeq and is a predicted model, not a curated record. The transcript has 4 exons. Lineage: Eukaryota; Metazoa; Chordata; Actinopteri; Blenniiformes; Blenniidae. Gene Ontology annotation, molecular function: protein binding. The coding region runs from base 133 to 1215 and encodes 360 amino acids.